CAGGCGCCGCGGCUGAGGCGGGCGGAGCGGGAGCGGUUCCCGCCCCGGUACCGGUGACACAUGGGGACCCUGCGGCUGCUCGUCCCGCCCUGCCGCUGGGCCCGCUCCGCGCUCCGGCGGUGGGCAGCCCCCACGCAGCCCCCGCUGCCUCCCCGGUGUGCGCUGCCGGGCUGGAGGCCGCUCAGCUUCUCACAGGCGGCCGGUGGCGGCCUGAGGGAGAUCGAGGGCAGCGGCUGCGCCGAAGCUGUUGGUGAGGAGGAGGAUGACGACGAUGAAGAUGUGGAGUUCGGGACGCUGUCAAAUAGGUUUUCUUCUAGGAAAUAUUAUCAUAAAACCACGUCACGGUUUAAGGAUUUGAAGCUUCAAGAUGAGGGGGAGGAUGAACCAGAAAGAAAACCCCGGUGGGGACCCAAGAACAGCCCGUACUGGUACUUCUUGCAAUGCAAAGCCCUCAUCAAGGAUGACAAGCUAGCAGAGGCUCUGGAGCUGUUUGAGGUGCAGAUGCUGAAGGAAGAGCGUGUACAGCCGACAGAAAGUAAUUACACGGUUCUAAUUGGUGGCUGUGGCAGGGUUGGCUACGUGAAAAAGGCAUUCAGGCUCUACAAUGAUAUGAAAAAACGAGGCUUGACUCCCAGCGAGGCCACUUACACAGCCCUGUUCAACGCCUGCGCCGAAUCCCCGUGGAAGGACUCGGGGCUGCAGAGCGCUCUGCAGUUACGGCAGCAGCUCCAGAGCAAAAACGAGCAGCUGAACCUGAUCACGUACCACGCGCUGCUGAAGGUCUGUGCCCUCUGCUCCGACCUCAGGAUGUGCUUGGAUGUACUAAAGGAAAUUGUGCAUAAGGGUCACAUUCCCACAGCCAAGACUUUCAGCUUCCUUCUCAUGAGCUGCAUCAAGGACAGUGAAAGUGGCUUCCGUUACGCCUUACAGGUUUGGAGACAAAUGACUAAGUUUGGAAUCAAGGCUGACAGCCACACGUACAAUUUGAUGCUUCGUGCUGCAAGAGACUGUGGAAUAGGGGAUCCGGUCGUGGCUUCCGAACUCCUGCUCAGACCCACCUGUGAGAACUCGCCUCAGCUACGGCUCGCAGCCAGGAGGCAGAAGGAAAAGGUGAAAAGUCAGAGGAAGAAGGGAUCAGAGAGCACAGCUGCUGUCCAGCUGGAUGUGGAAGCUAUGGAAAAGCAAAUAUUUUGGGAGAGUUCAGUGCAGCCUAAUGAACUGAUCCAGCAACAAAAUAAAGACGGGAAUUGGGCUGAAACAGAACCAGCGGCUCUCGACGGCCCUGGCGGAGCUCCCAGCAGAACCGGAGCGCUGAUGAGGAGAGAGCAGAACAGGAUGGAGCAGGAACAAAUGCACCUACAGCAAAAGCUGCAUUUCUGCAACCUGCCCAACUUGCUGGAUUCCCAGAUGCACAACGCAGCCAUGGUUUCCUUGGGGACAGUGGCCACACCGUCCCAUCGCCUGGCUCUGAUGGGGGAUGUGGAGGGCUUCUUGAGUAAAAUGGAAGAGGACAACGCGGAACCUAACAUUAAAACGUUUACAUUACUGGCUGAGCUGGUGGAACCCCAGAGCCCCUCGGAGUCCUCAUUGCUGGCACUCCUAGAUAAGCAUAAAGUGAAAGUAGACGUGACUUUCUUUAACACUUUAAUAAGGAAGAAAAGUAAACAGGGAGACCUAGAAGGAGCAAAGAGCGUGCUGCCAGCUCUGGUGAAGAGGGGACUGUCACCAAACCUCCAGACGUUUUGUAACUUGGCAAUUGCUUGCCACCAAGAGAAGGAUGGGCUGCAGUUACUGUCAGAUUUAAAGAGGUCUGGAGUCACUCCCAACAAGUACAUCUACAGCACCCUGAUCGCUGGUGCCGUGAGGCAGCUGGAUUACCGGUACCUCACAGAGAUCCUGCGGGACAUGAGGAACAACCAGGUGCCUCCCAAUGAAGUUAUCAUCCGCCAGCUGGAGUUCGCGGCGCAGUACCCUCCAAAAUUUGACAGGUAUAAGUCGAAGAACACAUACCUGGAGAAAAUUGAUGGUUUCCGUGGCUACUACUAUCGGUGGUUAAAGGUAAUGGCAGGAGAGGAGACGCCCCACCCCUGGGCAAAAUACAGAACAGCAAAACCUGCAGAUGACAAAAAUGAAGAGGAUGUGCAGGAGCAGCCAGGGCACAAGUAGCAGCGAGCAGGACGCUGAACUCCCACAUCUUCCUUGGGCUGGAAGAACUUGGAAUUAUCUUUCUUGAACUGUCUUGUUGUAGAGCUGCUUUGUAUUUUCAUGAGCUCAAGUUCUGUUGGUGACUACAUAAUAAAAGACUUGUCCUAUGUUUGAAGGAGAAGCAAA
This is a messenger RNA of Columba livia (rock pigeon), 2331 nucleotides long. RefSeq names its product pentatricopeptide repeat domain 1 (gene PTCD1). Gene Ontology annotation, cellular component: mitochondrial matrix. The record is from RefSeq and is a predicted model, not a curated record. The coding region runs from base 61 to 2166 and encodes 701 amino acids. NCBI's taxonomy places the organism in Eukaryota, Metazoa, Chordata, Aves, Columbiformes, Columbidae. Gene Ontology annotation, biological process: tRNA 3'-end processing. The transcript is spliced from 8 exons. Gene Ontology annotation, molecular function: tRNA binding; protein binding.